This is a messenger RNA of Penicillium griseofulvum, 6921 nucleotides long. RefSeq lists its product as uncharacterized. Gene Ontology annotation, biological process: double-strand break repair via homologous recombination; replication fork processing. Gene Ontology annotation, cellular component: Cul8-RING ubiquitin ligase complex; nucleus. The record is from RefSeq and is a predicted model, not a curated record. The coding region runs from base 1 to 6921 and encodes 2306 amino acids. NCBI's taxonomy places the organism in Eukaryota, Fungi, Ascomycota, Eurotiomycetes, Eurotiales, Aspergillaceae. The transcript has a single exon.
AUGGAAUCAUGGCGACAACGAGGAUAUGUCCCCGACUCGGACGAGGAAGACGGCUUCGAUUCUCUAGAUACGAAGAAGAGCAAUGAGGAAAAUAGCCCUGCCGUCGAAAAUCUAGAAUAUAUCGACAACCCUUCAUCGUCGCCGAAGGAAGGGACGAGUGCAACGAAGGAACAACGCGAGUAUCGGGCUGAGAAUGGCUCCAUCACACUCUCAGAUACAGAGGAAGCUGUUAAUCGGGACACGAAUCGAAGUCCUCACUUGGAAAAUGUCCUGCAUGAUGAAACGACCCCAAAACAAAGAAGAGGACGCAAGACUUAUGGAGUUCGAUCAUCGACUACGAAAUCAACGAAUCGCGAGCUGCGAAGUAGCGAUACCCCCGCAAAGAAUACAUACAGCAUUUACGAUUUUCCAACGUCAUCUCAGGAACAUGACAGGCCUCAAUCAAAACCCCCGAGCCGCGAGUCUACGCCGAAACCCUUGAAGACCGCAGAGCCCUUACAAUCACAAGAUAUAGUAGAGCCACACACCUCAAAGGCUGACACACAGGAUGAGAUUUCAAGCACUCGGAGCUCCUCACCUGAUGAAUUGGCAUUGAUCCCUCAGGCUACUCGGAAGAAAAAGCCUGUAGGCAAGCAUGUCCAGCCAAUAGAGCCGCCACCGCUACCACCACCACAGGAGGUUUCGGAAGAUGACUCCCCGUUAUCUUCUGUACCGUCAUCCUUUGGCUCUCCACCGGCCGAAGGUUCUACAGAAGUACAGGCCGAUGUUGUGAUGGAGGCAGAACCAGAAAGACCGGCGGAUGGGCAGGCAAAUCUCCGGAAAGCAGUGUUCGUUGAACUAGACGCUAACCCGGACGAUGUAUUACCUCACCUUGAUAUUCCCGAAGAUGUGUUGCGAGAAUUACCGCAUGCUACACAAAGAAAAUUCCGAAAGCGCAACGCCAUCCAAAUGCAUCCGUACCAUCUUGAACAGCUCAAGUUUGCCCAGCAACUGCAAGCGCGGGGCGUCAAGCCUUUUGGUAGGCCUCCGCAGGAAAGACAGCAUCAGCAUGUCCCCACUGAUGAAAGUCAAGGGCAAGAUUCAUACGACCCCGAUGCACCUCCGUCAAGUCCUCCCCUAGAAGAGUAUCUUCCGCCAAUAAGACAUGAAAGACAUCGUGGCCCACAAUCUGCGGCGCAGGGCCGGCAACACAACAAUCCCGAGCAUCCUCGGCCAUCGCAAGGUCAUCUGGCAAAGCGACAGAAGACUUCUAAUUCUGGAACUCCUAAAGAACGUCGCAAUUUACACAAACCGUCCAAACCUCGCGGUAUCCGAGACAACAAUACUGCUACUGGGAAUCAAAAUGGUAUCUCCAUAUAUGAGCUAUCGUCUAGCCCUCCACACGCAGGCCGUUUAUCUUCCACCUCGAGAACACCUCGUGCCUCAGAAGAAGGGUUCCGGUUUCCUCGUGGGUGGUCGCCGCCGGGAGAAUUUGCGAAAUCCGGAGCACAGGAAACAGAAGAAGCCGGCGAAGUCCAAUUACUUGGUGCAGGUACAGAUGAUGAUGAGGAAAUACAGUCCAUCUCGUCCAACAGUCAGAGUGACGAAGAAGAAACCAAAACAGAUAUCGAAGAACGUGAAAUUCGACGGUUCCAGCGAAUGAUCCGAGGCGCGCUCCCUGCGUCACAUGCUCGACUGAAUCAGAAGGAAAUUGCAGAUAAACAAAAAGCCGCGCAAUUAGAUCGCCAUGCUUCCUUGCAACGACCCGAUGGAAAGGGUGUUGCGCGAAAGCUCAUUCGAAAGGGUGAUCGCUCAAGGCAACUAGGAACGCAACAAUCAAGAGGCUUGUUUGAUCUUGGAGAUUCUGACUCGCAAGAUGAGGACAACCGCAAUGAUGCCGCAGGACAUGCCUCCAUAGCCAAUGACUCUCGCGAGAGGUUGACUGACACCCUUGGUCUUGAAGACCCCUUCGCGCUGGAAGAGGGUGAUAUCUCCGAGGAUAAUCGCAUCGACUACAUGUUUGCACCUGCGGGGCGCAAUCCAACAGGCCCUCGGCACAAAACAAACAGUUUAAAAAGGCCAAAGUCGAAGCAAAGUUUGCUCAAUGGGGAGAGAAAGCCGAAGAGACCCCGACAAACCCGAAUGACCGAUGCCACCUAUGGAGCACGAAGGAUGAAGAAAUCCUCAACUGCCCGACGACCAAGAAUAGGUAUCUUGGAUGCGCCAGAUGUUGCCACGAAGCCUCGCGAUGAGCAAUCGCGACUGCUCAGGGUCGCGACAAGACGACCACGAUCACGUAAAGACGGAGGCAGGCAGAGCCCUACUCAGAAGUUCGUGAAACUGGCCUCCAGGGAAGACACAGUAGAUGCAAAUGAGUCUUUGCGAGAUUGGAAAAGGGGGGCUAUUCGGCAGGCGAAGAUUAGCCCACCCCGUCCUAGACCUCGCCAACACCGGCAUUGGACAACAAACCUUUCGAUUCUCAGUGCCCGAGCAAAUUCCAACACUAAAAUUGGCUGGAUACCGAACCAAUUCCUUGAUGCAGAGGCUGACGCUGAUGUUUCGAACACCGACACAGUGGAAGCAGAACAGGCACAGGCACCACCUGAAUCUAGCGCAGUACCAGUCCCGCCAAACCAAGUUCCAGUGGCCGUGUCUUCAUCCCGUCAAAAACCAGAGCAGCACGGUCACGCAUGGGUUGUUCCUAGAAAUGUUGCCAUAACAUCUUUGAAGAGGAACACCAUUAGGCCAGCGGCAACUAGUUUGGCAGGCCCUGGUAAAAGCCAAAACGUGGUUCCGGCCAUGUUCAAUCAGUCAUUGUCUGUUCUUAACCGACACUAUAAGAACCAGCGAACAUCUAAAUCUUACAAGCCCAGCUUGACCUUGGAUCGAUACGUCUCUGACAGUGGAUCAUUGAGUACCGGAGGCAAUUCUUCGCCCAUGAAUACUUCUAUUUCUGCUGCUGCUGUUGCCGCCUCUGCCAAAGCACGAACUAAAACGCCAACCCAAAAGGCCCCUGCAUCUCGACGGCGGUUGAAGAAGAAUCUACCCAACCGAAUCAACCUUGAUGCUGAUGAGUUCCGUCAGAAUCCAGAUCCUGAUACCAUAGUCUCCGAUGAAUCGGAACAUCUUACCAUAACGCACGUUGGACAUGCACGUCCCUCGUCUUUUAGCGUUGGCGGGCUCUUCAACUGGCAACGUUUCUAUCCGGUCGACUUUGGAGUCCCAUCCCUACGUGGCAACACAUUCUUCCAUGAGAGCACAUUCAUAGGAAGCGGGGAGUUUUCUCGUUCGUUGCGAAUCACAGAGCGGGACUUCGAUGGGGACGCCACUUCAUUCUCAUUCCAGCUCAGAGACGAGACAUUCCAAUGGGGUCGUUGGGAUGAUACAGUAUCAUCGGGGAUCGGGCAGGUCUUCGACGUGAUAAUCGAUAAUGUUGAGCGAAGUGCCGUCACUUCCCCAGACACAGGACCUACGGCUGCUCUAGGCGUUGCAUCGAGGCUAUACAGGUUGUUAGUUAAAUACAUCACAGAAAACCUGGUUUUCAUCGACCCGGUUGAUCGCACAGGGUUCGUCACUAGAGCAAUGGGGCUGGUCUCCCAGGUCAGAGACCCAUUGGCUGCGUUUCUGACUAGCGACGAAUACAACAAGUGCGGCCUCGUCAAGAUUGCUUGUUUCAACAUGAUUUUCUCCAACCAGAUCUAUCAGGUUGCUUCUCAUCGGCUCGUCAGCCCUGCCCUUGCGACUGAGGCUUUGGAUCUUGUCAAAAUAUCCGCUAAAGAUGUUGCAGGGUUGAUCACGUCCAAAGUUGGUUCUUCUGAGUUUAAAGCGUUGUACAAGGAAAACGAGUCUGAACGCCGCGAGUCGGGGAUUCGUGAUGAGUAUCCAUCGGUGGAGGCUUAUGUCGUCACCAAACACCUUCUACGCAGCUCAGGCACCUAUAAGGGCUGCUUUGAAGAUCUUCAGCUUGAAACUUUCAACACUGGAAUUAUUCGCAAUGAAAGGGAUGUGGACAGCCUGGAGGCUGGAUGGCGUGGCAUAUUCACAGUCUUACCCUUUAACGAAAUAGAUCCGCUUGGGAUUGCGCGCCCUGGCUAUCAGUUGACAGCUGCCAAUGACAAUUGGAAAUUAGCCAAGAGGCUUCUCGCCCCAGCCUUGGAUCAUUUCGAGACCAACUCCAACUCGCAACCGAUUUCAUACAACAGCUACUGCCGAACCUUGUUCCUCAGAUGUCAUCGGCUUAUCAAUUCCUGGGGUUGGAGAGAAUGCAAACCUAUACUGGACACGCUAUUCGACUUUUUCGCCAAGAACACCCUUCAUAACCUAAAACUUGAGGAAGCUCGUGGCUCACCUUCAUUUCUCGAUGAACUUGAUAACAAUCCUUCUCUGGAUGCCCGAGUUGGGGAGCCUUGCUUCCACACAUUUCUCAAGAUCGUAGCAAGUGGUCUCCGUUUCUUGGCGAAGAGGUAUGACAAGAAAAAGAUUCGAAACUUUGCCUGGCGUCUGCUGCCCAAUCAUGGUCGUGUAUACCCGAAAGAGCAGCCAUUGCAACAUGAGGACCUCGAUGCACUAAGAAAUCACCACGAUCUUCUCAGCACCCUGUACUGGGCUGUUCCUGAUGGAUGUCGCCCUAGGUUAGAAACGAUACGCAAUCUAGUCCAUCCUGCCACUUCACAUCGCGAAGCGUGCAGCAUCAAUUUGCGCUCAUGGUCGCGGCUUGUUCGAUUCAAGCUUUCUACGGGUGAAGAUGUCGCGGGGCUUGAUCCGUUUGGAGACUGGUAUGGCUAUUUCGUUACGGAGCUACAGCAGCAGCAUUCAUAUGCCCGCAAAGAGAUUGAGGCUCAAAACACAGGCGACAACCGGGUAUCUCAACAGCUUGUCGAACGCACAAUCUCCCAGAACCAGCGGCAGAUCGAGACCUUGUUGAGCAAUGCGCUUAGCGGGCUGCGGAUUGCUGUCCAGCUAGCUCCGAAACUGGAGCAUGCACAUAGGCUUGUUCUGAGAACUCCUUUUGAGUCUAUCCUUGCGCUUUUCAACCCCAAGCUCCCGCGCGUGAAUGUCGUUGUGUCCGAGGCACUGCAGGUUCUGGUAGCGUACACCCAGAAAGAUGUUCCAACUAUAUCCACAUUGGAUGCUCCUGCGGCAGUGGCUAUUGAUGAGGACAGUCAGGAGUUCGGUGACUGGGAUGCCAUUCAGGCUGUUUGGGACCAGCAAAGUUCUCCUAGUGAAGGCGUUGAACAUGUAGAGAAGGCUUUCCAUCCCAUUGUCUCUCGUCUCGUUUCGAACUGCUUUGGCGAGGACCACUGUCCCGAGGAUGCGGUUCUUCUCAGCGUGAUAGAAUGCUGGACCUCAAUCGCCCAGGUCCUCGUUCGCCAUAGCAUCCGAAAUUGGGACAAUUAUCUGAGCGAGUUCGGCGAUGAUUCCUGGACGCGGCUUCGACAAACAGUUCAGACAAGAAAGUUUGCACCGCUGUUCCUCGCGGCAUGCAUUGAAAAGGACGCACAGAUUGUUUCUGAUUGCCGAAUCCAAGUUAUGAGUAUGUGGCUGUCGUCGUUGGUCGAGCGCUCCUCAAUGUUGAAGUUUCAACAUCGUCUCACGGAGGCGCUUCUGAACGGGAGUCCCACAGAUCCCUUGCUUGCCAACCUUCCGUUUUCUAAGGAUAAGAAGAUUGACCGUUAUACGAUCACACUGGAAGAAAUCGCCUCUCGGCGACUAUCCCUCCUCUCGAGUCUAUCGUCUAAUAUGCGUGAGCAGCUCCAGGGUAUGGAACUUUCUGGCGAUCGGAACUUCUCUGUUACAAAACAAGAGUAUUCCGAGAUGCUCCAGCGGGCGAUGACUUCCAUGAAAUACAACUACCAAGAGCUAGGUAAUGGAACAGUGCAGGCUGCUCAAGGAGAAUAUGUCGAGUUCGUUCAACGCGUCAUCGGUUUCUUUCAGCAACAUACCAGCGACAUCAAACCCAUCGACCCCUUCUUCACGGACCCUGCCUCGUUCCCUUUGCCGUCUACUGACCCACGCUACAUUGUCGCGAAGCUCAAACGCUACGAGUCCAAGUUAUCUUCCAGCCAAGAAAUACAGACCUUGACCGGGUUCGUCCAGAGCAUUUCUGAGCGCGCUGCCAUUGACAGCCAACAGAGCUAUCUGGUUGAUCAGUUGCAUACAUCUAUGAAGAAUACCUACGAAGCUGGAGACUACGGCAAACCCUCUCUCCGCGCCGUUUUCUUGCAAUGCAUCUUUCCAGCGUAUCUCGAAGCGACGCUUUCCAACCGAGCCGCAUGGAUCCUCAGCCGUCCCAUAAUCCAGACCAUCACGCUGGAGUUUGAGAACCUGCUGUGUAACAUAGACACUCUGGACGAAACCUGCGUGUCUUCUGUCAUCGAUAUGAUUGAUGUUGUAUGCCGAGUCUCGUGUCAAGCACUGAGUGUGGUCGCUUUCCGUCGCCAUCGUCUGCAAAGUCCUACAACUCUAUUCAUGCUUGCCGCCUUCCUAAACAUGAUCUCUUCAGCCCUGCCAGUGGUAGAUUACAUCGAUCGAGCCACCGGUGUGGGGGGAGUGAUUAUCACGCACGUCGAAUGGAUCCGCGACUUCGCCGAAGCCGUGAGCAAAUGUCUACAAAGCAUGGAUCUAGACAUAGACUCGCCCUCGAGCAGUGCCCAUAUCACAUUCCCUGCGGUGCCGCCGUCCUCGGAUACCAGGAAAACAGAGCUCUUUGGCACGGCUAACAAUCUCGCCUCGAAUGACCUCCAGCUCUAUCUUAGAAAAUGGUCUUGUCAUCAGGACAAGUACUACUUUACUCGUCCUGGUCAUGAGUCACAGGAGGUCACAAUCGAGCCUGAGAUUGCUGUUCUCAUGGCUAGUCAGAGUGAAGCGCAGAAGAUUUUCGAGGAUGCGGCGAGUGGGUUCUUUGAUCGUGCAAGGGCUCUAGAGUUGAUCUCUGAAUUGUGA